Molecule: messenger RNA, 618 nt
Organism: Mytilinidion resinicola
Lineage: Eukaryota; Fungi; Ascomycota; Dothideomycetes; Mytilinidiales; Mytilinidiaceae
Exons: 1
Coding region: 1-618 (205 amino acids)
Source: RefSeq, a predicted model, not a curated record
AUGGACUUCCCAUCCUCAUCAGCCGACCUCCGCGCCCCCUCCAUCCCCACCCAACGCCAGCACGCGCGCACCGCCAAGCUCGGCUCCGCAGCCCAAGUCGCAUUCGCCAUGUCCGACCUCCCGUCCCCAGAGGUCUCCCAGAGCAAACGCGGCACCUACACCCACCUCGCCGCCUUCAUCCGCCCAGACGCCGGCAAGCCAAAGGAUCGACGGGGCAGCACUGGCCUCUUCAUGCGCCGCCACGCGCAGGGGAAGCACGGCCUGGACGACAUGCUGGGCGACGAGGGCGUGCGGGAAGCGCGGUGGGCGCAGCGCGAGGCGGACAUGGAUGUCGAGGACGCCGUGUGGGCGCGGGCGUGCGAGGCGGAGUCCGAGAGCGAGGCGGGCGGGCAGGGGAUGAGUAUGGAGGAUUUGGCGGGUGAGAGGCGGGAGGGCGGGUACGGGGGGUUGGUGGAGCGGGCGGUGAGCGCGAACCAGGAGCGGCUGAGGAAGCGGCUUGAGGGGGAUGGGUGGGAGUUUGUGGGCGGGCGGUAUGGGGAGGGCGAGGAGCUGGGGGUGGAGAGCGAGGGGAGCGAGGUGGAUGAGGAGUUUGAUGUUGUUGUUGUUUGUGUGGUGUAG